UAUUAAUCAAGUUUCACUGAGAGAAUCAGAUAGAGAAAUGGGCGGCACCGAUCAAGUUCGCGGCACCAGACGUUCGACGGCGGCAGCCAACGGCGGUGGUGUCACCAGAAACCUAAACUCAGACACCGUGAUCAAUCUAGACCAUGGGGAUCCAACGAUGUACGAGUCGUUUUGGAGAAAAAUGGGUGACAAAUGUACGGUUGUGAUUAAAGGACAUGAAUGUUUGAGUUACUUUUCAAACAUCAAGAACCCUUGUUGGUUUCUUGAACCAAAACUUGAAGAAUCGAUCAAGAGUCUGCAUGGUGCAGUCGGGAACGCAGUAACCGAUGGCUAUAGCAUCGUGGUUGGGACCGGUUCGAGCCAGCUGUUGCAGGCUGUGCUUUAUGCAGUCUCAUGCGAUCAACCUAACCAGAUCAGUGUCGUUUCACCAGCUCCUUAUUACUCGUCGUACCCAGAGAUUAUCGAUUUGGUAAGAUCAGGAUUAUACAAAUGGGGUGGUGACGCACAUGGGUUCGAUAAAGAUGAACCAUUUAUCGAACUUGUCACCUCACCUAACAACCCUAAUGGUGUAAUCCGAGGAAGCGUGGUGAAUCGCGAUGGUGGAAUCUUGAUUCAUGAUCUUGCAUACUAUUGGCCUCAAUACACUCCAAUUACUUCUUCAUUAGAUUUCGACAUCAUGCUGUUUACAGCUUCCAAAUGCACUGGCCAUGCUGGUUCACGAAUUGGAUGGGCGCUUGUGAAAGAUAAGGAAGUGGCGAAGAAGAUGAUCAAGUUCAUGGAAGUGAACACGAUUGGGGUAUCGAAAGAAUCACAAAUCCGGGUUGCAAAGAUCUUGCAAGUGGUUGCUGAUGGAUGCAAACGUUUUGGAUCUCCUGAUGGUGAUAAUUUCUUUGAGUUUUCAAAGAGUUUAAUGUCGAAAAGAUGGGAGAUUUUAAGGGAAACUGUGAAGAAAACAAGAAUGUUUACUCUACCUAAGUACCCUCUUCAGCAUUGUAAUUACACAGGUGACGUCACUCAAGCACAUCCAGCUUUUGCAUGGAUUAAAUGUAAGGAAGGGAUCGAGGACUGUGAGAAGGUAUUUAGAGGUCAGAAUAUUUUAACAAGGAGUGGAAGGAGAUUCGGGUCGGAUCCUGGGUAUGUUAGGGUUAGUAUGGUGAGUAAAGAAGAGGAUUUUGAUAUGUUCAUUGAGAGGCUUUCUGCGAUUCAAAGCUUCAACAAUGGCGAUGGAAAUGGCAUUACAAACGGGAAUGUAAAUGGGAAUCUUGAUUAA
Lactuca sativa (garden lettuce) is the source of this 1270-nucleotide messenger RNA. RefSeq names its product L-tryptophan--pyruvate aminotransferase 1. Gene Ontology annotation, biological process: amino acid metabolic process. Gene Ontology annotation, molecular function: carbon-sulfur lyase activity; transaminase activity. The record is from RefSeq and is a predicted model, not a curated record. Lineage: Eukaryota; Viridiplantae; Streptophyta; Magnoliopsida; Asterales; Asteraceae.